AGCUGAAGCAUUAAGAGUUCCUUUCACUGGAACUAAGGCGCCAAACCCAACCUCUGAAAAACAGCUAAAUCUAGUGUAUAUACAAGGGCCAUUUUAUUAGAAUUGUGUAUCUAUCAAAAGUGCAUUAAAAAGUUAGCACAGAUCAUUUUAACGCCAUAUAAUACCACACUAAUCACUUUCCCACCAUUAACUAAACCCGUCCCAUUGGUUGAGAGGUAGUUAAACGCUCAAAGCGCUACGUCAUGACGUCAUGACGUAGCGUCCUCUCAUGCGCCCUCUUUUUUUUUAAAGCUUUAAGCAUGUUGUAUAUUUGAGAGCGCGGAGACUCGCACAUCAGCACCUGUAGCUACAGUUUGUAUUUAUUUACAGGUUUGUUUAUUUUUGAUUAUUUCUAAAUAAGUGUCUUCUUUUUUUAGUGGAUUUACAGCGAAUUAUCUUAAAAUACAGCCGGCUUUUUUUUUUUACGAUUUAAAGCACACACACACACACAAUGUGGACUGAAAGCGGAUCAGCAGCAGAAACGGGAUUCUUACACAUCUUUGGAUUAUUUAGGAUUUUUACAGAUUUUAUUUCGUCUUAGAUUAUUAACAGAUUAUAGAUUUGGCUUCCAGCCGGAGAUGUGGAUUGCUCCUGAAGCGGCGGGUUGGCGGUAUAACGGGAAAUAGCGCAUCCGCCAUUUAUCUGGGACACUGAAGCAGAGUGCGGUGUUCAAGCGUCACCGACUUUUUUUAUUUCAAUUUAGCUCAUUUGCCCGGUGUCCUUCUUCCUAAUUAUUUGGUGUUUUUUGCUGUUUAAACUAUAAUUUCAAGACAGCUUAGGUGCCAUUAAUCAUCCAGUAGACUUUUAUAAACUCUUAUAAUCUGGACGUCUGUGUCACUGGAGUCUCUGACCUCUAUUUUCAGUCAGAUAAUAUAAAUAAAAUACGUGUGAGGCAUAUAAUCUAGUAUAAUAUAACAUUACAUAGAAAAUUGCAAGGGCAUACGGAUUAGGAGGCCUGCUGUGAAGUGAAAUAGCUUAGGCUUAGUAAGAGAGCUUUACAUUAACCCCCAACACCACAUUAAGCCUCUAUAAGACGCACAGAGAUCCAGGUGUUUUUAGAAAUCAUGGCAGAUGUGUCAGAAGAGGAGUCCAUGCCGGGAUACAGGCAGCUCUUCUCCACAGCCUGCAGCGUUAUGCUGGAUGCCUAUAGAAACUGUAAAGACUGUGGCAUCAAACUGUCCAUCCAGACCCUGCUGGAGCAUGCACACCUCACGCUUACAGAAAUCGUGCUCUUCUUCCUCUUUGUGGUGAUGUGGACCAGUCUGAGAUGGGCACUGACGCAUCAUCUGUUUCAGCCAUUCGCCCGGUGGUGUCGUCUCCAUCCCAAAGAUGUGAUGAAGAUGCCAGAAAGUGCUUGGAAGCUGGUCUUCUACACGAUGUCAUGGUUCUACUGCACCUACCUGCUCUUCUUCUGCAACUACGGCUUCUUCCACAACCCUUCCUCUGUCUUUUACAACUGGAAGAGCGGGAUGCAUGUACCCUUAGACAUCGCCUUCGUCUACUUGAUCCAGGGGAGCUUUUACGGCCACUCUAUCUACGCCACGAUUUACAUGGACGCAUGGAGGAAAGACUCCGCCGUCAUGCUGUUGCAUCACUUCAUCACUCUGGCACUGAUUGCAUUCUCCUACGCCUUCAGGUUCCACAAUAUCGGGAUCCUGGUGCUGUUCCUCCACGACAUUAACGACAUCCUGCUGGAGUUCACAAAACUCAACGUCUACUUCAAGAUCCGUGGAGGAAAAUUCUACAUGAUCAACGAUGUCCUGUCCAACAUGGGCUUUGUGGGCUUUGGUAUCACAUGGUUUUGCUUCCGACUGUACUGGUUUCCUCUCAAAGUGCUGUACGCCUCCUACAUCACCAGCCUGCAGUCUGUCCCCAACAUCCCUUUCUACUUUUUCUUCAACACUCUGCUGUUUGCACUUCUGCUUAUGAACAUCUACUGGUUCCUGUUCAUUGUGCAGAUGGUGGUGAAGGUUCUGAACGGGCAGUUGAAUGGGAUCAAUGAUGUACGAGAGUACGAAGAAAAUGAGGUCCAGGAAUCCCUCAAGGCUAAGAGCCAUAACUCCGGUCAUCAGAGCUCUGGAGAAGGGAAGCACAUGCAGAAUGGAACAACCAAGAAGCAUCAAUAAAAGCCUCAGUACUAUCACCUGCUGGCUCUCUACAGCAAUUGCAAUGAACAAAAAGGGCAAUUUGACUCUGGCACUCCAUCCAUACUAAAGGGAACAAAAAAAUUUUCCUGAUUUCUAGACUGUAAUUUUUUUUGUCCUCGUUUUAAUAAAACGUGAAUAUUGUUAGUGGAAUUGUAUUUAAAUGUCACAAAAACGGGUAGAAGUGAAGGUAAAAUUUUAUUGUUUGUCUGUGUAAAUUUUUAAUACCAAUAUGGGGCUGUUUAGUUCUUAGUUAUUCACACUUUUAAUUGGUUUAGAUGCAGGUUUUUUUUCUUUAAGGGUCCAUAAAUGAGAUUUACAUAGUAUUUCCCAAAGUUCCUAACAUGUAAAACUUUAUGGACACCAUUUUAACUCUACCAAAUCACCUAACAUACAUUUCUGAUGCACCACUCAGGAGCUUUGUGACUGUUUUGGGAUCCAGAUUUAUGCUUUUGUGUUAAAUCAACUAAUUUUACUACAGCUUCCUCUGAUUUUUUUAAUCUCUGAGAACCUGGUCCAUUUCCCAUGGCCCACCUUCUUUGAAAUCAUGUAGGUUUGACACUGAGUCCUAACACAAGUAUUCCCACAAUGCACUGCAAUGAAUUCCAUACCUCAUUCACUUUCACAGAAGGCACCUGUCAUCAUUGCAUAUUUGUACUCUAUAAACGAGAAGAUAGUCUACACAGGACAACUAGUGUUUACUAGAUAUACCAUUAAAGCCUUAUAAAAUGUUCCAUUUUUAGCCUCACUAAUAAAUAAGUGUUUUAGAACAAUCAUCUCUUGCCCAACCUCUGGAGAGCUCAAACCUGUUCACGUUAGAGGUUCGUGUGUAAGCAGUUUGUACUCUCAUUCCCCCUAGCUUAUACAGGAUUUUUUGUUUUGGUUUAGCAUAUGCAUGUUAAUGAACACAGUAAAUGUAUCAUAGAGCACUAUGUGAGUAUCAUGGUAUUUUUGACAGCGAGAGAGUGAACCUAAGUACACUUUCAUGUUAAUCAAUAUACCUUUUAUUAUCUCAUGAGCUUCAUAUAUGUUCAUGAAAAAUAAUCCCAUACUUUUUUUUUUGUUGUUGUUGGAUUCGACAGGAUUCCAUGUCUUUUUUUAUUCUAGCUGUAAAUGGUUGCACACAACCUGCUACUUUUCUUUCAGGACAGUAGUUCACCACUGGUUUUCACCUUUUGUUUCGCUUUCUGAACUCUGGGCUCCUAAUACUGGCCAUGUUGCCCGAGUGUGUGUGAAGUGACAUUAUCACUCAGGCUACAUGAUGUAGAUUAUAAUUAGAAGACCUCCUAACACCAUCACACAGCUUCAACAGUAAUGUAUUUCUGCACAAGUUCUCUAGUUUCCAGUGUUUAAAGGUGUUCAAUGUGCCAAAGGAGAACCUGAUGUACACCUUUGUUUAUCAGAAACCUUUACACCAUAUCGCUGUUGAAUGCUGGAUACUGGUCGAUGAGAUGGUAUCAAUUCGUUUUCUGUAACAGUAGUGCAGCUGAUUUCUAUGAAUGUGCUGGUAUCGUUACUAUAGUAACAGCUGAUUGACAGGGACUGGUAAUGUAGAUGCUAAGAAGACAUUUAUUAAACAUGUCUGGAUCCUAUUGCUGUGUUAUGAGAGGAAUAAUACAUUUCAGAAUAUGCUGCUAUUGGAAUAUAAUCAACUCUGGGGUGGUAAGAGUAACUUUGCUUCAUAUACAGUGUGUUAUGUUAUAGCCUUGAUUUGUGACCACAGAACCUCUCUGAUCUGGGCGGGGAUAUUUUUUGUUGCUGUUAUCUUCAGUCUUGCAGUAGAAAUGUCAUACACUGAAAGUUUUGUGCAUUGUUUAAUAAGAGAGUACAUAUUCAACAUUGAGCUGUAUCAAAGAACAGAAAUCUGCACUGUUUUUAUUGUUUCUUAGCAAAAAUAACUGAAUGGAGAAACAGGGCUUUUGAUUAAUUUCUUGAAUAUGGUAAAAAAAAAAAAAAAAAAUUGCCCUU
Messenger RNA from Hemibagrus wyckioides, 4151 nucleotides. RefSeq names its product ceramide synthase 1 (gene cers1). Gene Ontology annotation, molecular function: sphingosine N-acyltransferase activity. Gene Ontology annotation, cellular component: membrane. The record is from RefSeq and is a predicted model, not a curated record. Lineage: Eukaryota; Metazoa; Chordata; Actinopteri; Siluriformes; Bagridae. The transcript has 7 exons. The coding region runs from base 1104 to 2165 and encodes 353 amino acids. Gene Ontology annotation, biological process: ceramide biosynthetic process.